This is a messenger RNA of Archocentrus centrarchus (flier cichlid), 1648 nucleotides long. Its product is annotated as hydroxycarboxylic acid receptor 2-like. Gene Ontology annotation, cellular component: plasma membrane. Gene Ontology annotation, molecular function: G protein-coupled receptor activity. The transcript is spliced from 3 exons. Gene Ontology annotation, biological process: G protein-coupled receptor signaling pathway. Lineage: Eukaryota; Metazoa; Chordata; Actinopteri; Cichliformes; Cichlidae. Bases 326 to 1384 code for a protein of 352 amino acids. The record is from RefSeq and is a predicted model, not a curated record.
ACCAGUCUCUGUGUGGCAACAGCCUGACGAGGAACAUCCUCCCAUAGGAGACAUAAAUACCCCGACAAAGGUCAUUCAUCUUCAAGCAUUUUAUGAAUGGAAGGCUUCUGUUUUGACUGAUUUCUUCCUGCAGCAAAGAGGAACAAGGUGAAAAGAGGAAGCUUCAAAUUUCAAGAGUUUGGAAACUUUCCUUGGUGUGGUCACAUAGAUUUUUCCCCCUCUCCCUGAUUCAACCACCAAAACCACAGAUAUUUUUUACAUCAGCACUUAAAAAUAGUCCUCACAAAACUUUCAGGGUUAUUCUACCUAAUUUACAUUUACAAAAAUGGUCUCAGAGCCAAACUUCACAACCCCCUCUCCUGGUGGUGGCUGCCCACCUGUUGGUAUUCAGCUAGAAGGCGUGAUCCUGCCCCCGGUCCUCACCAUUGAUGUCAUUCUGGGGCUGGUGGGAAACCUGGUGGCCCUGUGGAUCUUCUGCUUCAAACUGAAGGCAUGGAACCCCAACAUCAUCUUCCUCUUCAACCUGGUUAUUGCAGAUUUCCUUGCUCUAGUGAGUCUGCCGCUGAGGAUUGACGCAUUGCUCAGGGGCCACUGGGUGUUUGGAGAUGGCAUGUGCCGAAUCAACCUGUUCCUGAUGUUUUCCAACCGCACGGCGAGCAUCGCACUCAUGACUGUGGUGGCAAUUUAUCGCUACUUUAAGGUGGUCCAUCCUCACCACCGCUUCAACCGCAUGACCAAGCGACAGGCAGUGUUUGUGUCGGUGUUUGUCUGGCUGCUGGUGAUCACCCCCCGGGUUCCCAUGCUGGCUUACAAUCACAUCAAGGGCAGUAAAAACAAAACCCAGUGCUUCUUCUUCACAUCUUACAAAGAGGCGUCACGAGCUAUCAUCAUCCUGGUAGGCAUGCACCGCAUCCUCACCGUGAUGGAGUUCAUCCUCCCCAUGGCUAUGCUGCUGUUCUGCUCCAUCCGGAUCUCCAUGUUCCUGAAGGAGCGACGGAUGGGCAAACCUGGCAAGAUGCGCAAGGCAAUGCGAGUGUGUGCCGCCAUCGUCAUGGUAUUCAUGGUCUGCUUCCUACCUACCACAGUGACAACCAUCGGGGUAUGGGUCAUCCGCUCGUACCGCCCAUGGGACUGUACUGCCUUCUACACAUUCACUCAGCUCACUAUUGUGUCUCUGGGGUUGAACUUCUUGAACUCAGCCCUGGACCCCAUUGUUUACGUCUUCUCCAGCUCCAUGUUCAGGAAGGCUCUGGUAGAUGCGUUACCCCGUGCAUUGCGCUGUGGACAGGAUGCUGAGGAGAGCACGUCUUCUUCGGGAACUCAGUCAACCAACCAGGAAGAGCUGAAAACCAUGAGGCCUGACAGAAGAAGUGAGGCUUCAUAGUUAGUUGUUCCUCAAUAAUAAUGACUGGACCCAGCAGUGAAACACAUUAUUCCUGCUCUGAUUUGCUUGAUUUUGGUAUCAUUUUACAUAAAGUUGCAUUUUUGGCUUGUUUUUUGGAUGAAUCUGAAAAUCUGUUGCCUCUCCAUGUAAAUAUAUCUCAAAUUUACAUGACUGUAUAUAUUUUCUGUCGAGCUUUUCAUAUUUCUGUAAAACAUGUUUCACACACAGUUAUAGGGUCAGUUCUGUCUUGUGCUUCAUUUUUAU